Lingula anatina is the source of this 3599-nucleotide messenger RNA. Its product is annotated as golgin subfamily A member 1. NCBI's taxonomy places the organism in Eukaryota, Metazoa, Brachiopoda, Lingulata, Lingulida, Lingulidae. The record is from RefSeq and is a predicted model, not a curated record. Gene Ontology annotation, cellular component: Golgi apparatus.
CAUGUGCAGAUUAAUGACAACACGACAGUCAAGUUACCAAAGCUGAAUCAUGAAGAUAGGGACGGCUGUUUGAUUCGCAAUAGCUGCUUCACAUUUAAGUUUACUGAUGAGUUAGAGCCCAGCAAAGAUGUUCGCUAAAUUGAAGAAAAAAAUUCAAGAGGAAGGAGGAGAACCUGAAAAGGCUGGUCUUCCUUCUGUACAUGGGCAGCCCAGUCCUGUUGCUAAAUCAGGGUUUUCAUUCCCCACAAGAAAGAAGGAUGGUGAGAAUAAGGAUAAUGAUUCUGGGACCAGUGGUACAUCAGAAGAAAAUAAGGAGGCAGGAACUAAGGAGGAAGUUAUGUCCAUGCUAGUCAAGAGGACUGAACAAGUCAAGAAACUUGAAGCACAAGUUGCAGAGUACACCAAUUUACUGAAGGAGAGGACCAGAACUGUAGAGAAGCUGGAGCAGACAUUGGAGAAACAAACUGACACUUCAUCUAAGCGCAUACAGGAAUUAAAUGAGCAGUACCAGUCAAAUCGCAACAAGAUGACUGAAGGGUUUACAAUGGCACUGCAGAAAAAAGAUGAGGAGACAAAAGAGCAGAUAGAUGCAAUACAACAGGAAAAAACAGAUUUAGAAGCUCGUCUAAAAGAGGCAAUGGAGUAUCAGAAGAAACUGUGUAAACGUGAAGAGGAAAAUGAAGAGUUUGAAGGGUUGACAACGCAGGAAAUUGCCAAAGUCAAACAUAUGUUACUUAAUGUGCAAGCAGACCUGAGCAAAUCCCAGACUGAAUUAGAUGAGAAGAGGGCAGAGAUAGAUAAUUUAGUGUCAACUCAGAAGGAGCUUGAAACUCAAGUAAAAUCUUUGAAAGAAGAGUUAUCUGAGAAAAGCAGCCAGCUGUCCAAAGUGGAGUCGUCUUAUAUAAGUCUACAAGGAGAACAUCAAACACUGCAGAGGAACAGUGAACAGUAUAGAACUAAGACAACCAGUCUUCUUGAGGAGAAAUCUGAACACAUUACUCAUCUGGAGGAGAGAACACAUAUUUUGGAACAGAGGCUGAAAGACGGAGAGCUCUCAGGGGAUGAAAGAAGUGCAGCUCUUGAGAAAGAGAGAGAUAGUUUAGAAGCCAAGUUAUCAGAAACCAGGCAGCAGUUGACAGAAGUGAAGUCGGCUUGGAGUGAAAAAAUACAUCAGUUGGAGCUGCAGGUUUCCAACUUAAAUGCAAAAAUCAUAGAAGACAAUGAAGAGAUUGCUAGCUCCCAGAAGGCCAUGACAGAGAUGAGGCAUAACCUGCACUCACAAAUAGAGCAGCUGGAGAAGGCGGCAGAUGUGGCCCAGAGCAGGAUGACAGAGGCACAGGAGACAGUUAAAGAAAAAGAUGCACAGAUGGAAAAGGAGAGAAAACAAUUUGAAAGGGAGUUAGCCAAAGGUAAACAAGCUGCCCAGGAAAUUGAGAUUGAGCUGCGAGCCACUGUCACGUCUUUAGAGAGCCAGGUACAGUCUCUACAGGAAGCAAACCAAGCAGAGAAAGCUCUCACGCAACUUGCACAACAGAAAAUUAAUCAGCUACAAGCAAAACAAGAUGAAACACUGGAGAAAGAUUUGGAGACAGAGAAACAAAUUACUAUUUUAGAAGAUGAAAAACAGGCCCUACAGAAAAUGUUAUCAGAAAAGUCUUCAGAAUGUGAGAAACUGAACCAGCAGGUGAAGGCAAUGAGCUUAGAACUACAGGAGUUGCAGGACAAGUUGUCUGGUCUUCAGAAUGACUCCCACUCAAGUAAUGAAAAGACUGAAAAAUUAGAGAAGAAUUUAAAAAGUAGACAGGCAGAACUGCAAGAGUGUAAAAGUGAAAAAGAUGCACUGUUGCUGCGUAAUGCUGAAUUAUCUCAGCAGAUGGAGUCAGUGAGGCGGUCUAUGCAAGAGGAGCUUCAAAAAUCAAACAGGGAACUUCAGGAACAAAAGGAAGAGGUUCUGAGGUUACAAAGUCAGGUCCAGCAAGUAGAAACCCAGAACUUAGAUAACAGUAAAGUUGCAGUGACAGAGGAGACCAAUAGACUCAACCUGGUUGUCAAAGACUUGGAGGAGCAAAUAUCAGAGAAAAAUAAGACAAUAAAGAUGCAACAACAGAGGCUAGCAGACCUGAAAAAGACAUUACAAAGAGAGCUGAGGGUUCAAGCCUUGCCCAAUGAUGAACCUGUCGUGUUAAGAGACAAUAGAGACACUGUUCCCACCAAUGGGCCGAGCAGUAAAACUGCAACUUUACAGACAGAAAGUCGAACUGUAUCUGCUGCAGUGGCACCUGUUGUGCAAACCCAACAAAAUAACAUGACACAUGCUGUGCAAUGGAGAAAACCAGAUGAACUAUCAGAGGUUAACUUCCGAUAUCUGAAACACGUGGUGCUAAAAUUUAUGCUUAGUAGAGAAUCUGAGGCUGUGCAUUUAAUCCGUGCUGUCGGGACAUUACUUAGGUUCUCGGAGGAGGAACAGAAACUGCUCAAGCAAACUUUAGAAUACAAAAUGUCCUGGUUUGGAUCACCACCCAAACUUGGCAAAGGACAGCUUGCCAAAACCAUCCCUCCUACCUUCUGAUUUGUUGACCAAAUGGCUGUGCUCAAUUCAAAGUCUCAAGACUGUCUGACAGAUUUUUCCAGAAUACCAUUUGCCUGACAGAUUUUUCCAGAAUACCAUUCCUCUUUUACCGUCUGAUGGAACUGCAUUGCUGUUGUUUCUCAACACCAGACCAAAACUGAUGGCAGUUUCUGGAUCAACAUCAUUGACCAUUUCUAGAUUGCUGUCGCCUUACCCAUCAAGUCAAGUUGCCAUGCUGCUGUUUCUUAUUGACAGAUUGCAAUUGUUGGUUGUUUGCUGGUCAGCUUUUUAUGGGUCACUUUCAUCUAAACCUGGAUUUAAGCUGGGCUGAAUCCUGGUUAAAAUCCACAACAUGGUACAAUGUUAUUAUUUGGCACAUUUGAAGUUAAAACCAGAUAAAGAUCAGACCAAGAUUCAGUAUAUAAUGUGGAAUAUGUACUUAUUUUUUAUGUGCAACACUGAAUUGCCAAUACUUUAUGAUGUCAUUUCUGACUGAGAGGGAUACACAUGUAAGGCUGACUUCAAUCAAAUUUUUUAUUGUUAUCAGACUGGCAUUGCUCUGUUCCUAGAACAAUUUAGAUGGUGUAAUUAUGUUGUCUCAUACUACGUGUUAGCAUAUUACUUGAAUGUUAAAAAACCUCCCAAACCUUCCAUGUUAUGUUUAGGUGAGAAAAUUUGCCCAAGUUUAAAAGGAAAACUUAGCUUUACUCAGCUGAUAAUGUAAUGAGUUGCACCUAAUAUCCACAUCCCUGUGAUAUUUUGAGAUCAUUUAAAUUUUUUUAAUGAAAUAUAAUUUGUUAUGGUACGCGGAUAAUUUCCAUUCAUGAUAAGCAAGUGAAUGUGAUGUGUUGCAAAUCGUGAAAUCAACUAAAGAUGCCGACAGAGUAUUAAGUUGAGAAAAACAUAUUACAAUACGUUUUUGGCAUUAGAAGGAUAAACCUUAUUUUUAUGUUGAGUGCUUUCCAUGGAGAACAAGUAUACAUACCAGUCAGGCCACAUAUUGUAACAAAAAGUCAUUAGAAAGAUAUAU